AUGCCUGGCAUCGAAGUGGCUGCGCGACCUUGGCUCUACGUGAAGGCAAGCCUCGGAGACACGGAUAUAUCCAACCGGCUGAAAGAAUUGGGCAUCCUGAAAGCGUCCUCCACGCCGAGCGCCAAGACUCACUGGCUUCGCAAAGUGCUCUCUCGUAACGUGGACUUCGUCAAGGACUACCCGUUGCAGUGCUUCUUACAUGACGCGACCAUGGCGAAAACAAUUACCUCAGUGGUCGCUGUUGCUGAGAAGCAGAGGAUCUCGCCAGAUGAGGCUGCUGCGGACAUGCCGCAGUUUGAACAAUACUGGCACCACCAAGCACAGAAGUUGGAGGACGUGUGUCGGCAGGCCCAGACGUUCCCAAAUCUCUUCUUCACCAUCGCUCCCGCUGAGUGGAGGUUCCCCCUACACGGGGGCAUGUUCGACAAAGCAGACCAGGAUGAUCUCAGCCAAUGUCAAGCCUGGUUGACCAUGCACAUGCGCAACUGCAUCGGGGCCAUCCUGGAUGAGGUGCUGUGGAAGAACAAGGCCCAGGCGGCCGACUUGGGAAUUGCGGAGAUCGAGCACUACACCUAUCGCUUUGAGUUCCAAGGACGUGGCACCCUUCAUGUGCACGCCGUGGCGUGGGUGAAGUUCAAUCCCGGGGUCUCCAUAGAGGAGUUGAGCGGCCGCAGCGGUGUGGGAGUUCAGACGAGUCCAUUGGUGCGGCUCUUGGAGGAGGUAUUUGAUUGUGGAGCUGUUGAUGUGCAGUGUGGACAUUCAGAACACAAUUUGCUGCGCUACGUGGCCGGGUACGUCGCCAAGGCCUCGGAUUCGUUGCGCUUCCAGAAGGGAGAUGAGGCACGAGGGACACCUGCCGAGACUUCCCGGUGGCGGCAAGUGUACCGGCUCCUUUGCAAGCGAUCCCCGCUGGAGCAGGAGAUGGCCAUGUACUUCGCUGGCCUGCCGAUGGUGGAGUCUUCUUUCACUGGCGAGAGAAUGUAUCCUCCCAUCCCUGGCAGCACGGCCGUCAACAAGUACAGGCAUACUUACAUGGCGUAUCAAGAGCGCCUGUCUGCAGUACAUCCAGAACAUGCCCAAGUUCAAGAGGUAGCAGAGCAUGGCCAGGUCCUUCGGCUUCGAAGUUUCGUGGAGUGGUGUCGCCUGUUUCGUCUGCAUCAGUACAUCAAAACUGGUGAAGAUGCUUGGAAUUAUGUGGUGCGAGAGCGCAACACUCGUGGCCGGGGAUUCGGCAAGAAGUGUGCCAUUGCCAUGACUUGGCCUUUCGAAUUGUUGGACAUCUAUUGCGGCGCCUACGCAGCUUCCUUUCUUACCUCGCCUCGAAGCGGAGCUCUGUCUCCCUGCCGAUGA
Messenger RNA from Symbiodinium pilosum, 1350 nucleotides. NCBI's taxonomy places the organism in Eukaryota, Dinophyceae, Suessiales, Symbiodiniaceae. The record is from the annotation of a GenBank genome assembly.